Molecule: messenger RNA, 2110 nt
Organism: Meleagris gallopavo (turkey)
Lineage: Eukaryota; Metazoa; Chordata; Aves; Galliformes; Phasianidae
Source: RefSeq, a predicted model, not a curated record
CAAACCAAACCUUAAUAAGAGACCUGAAACAAAGAGCUGGUGUGUUCCAAGCAUCUCACGCACAACCUCAGGAAGAUUCAGUAUGAUUAAUUCAGAGACUCCGAAUCAGUCACUGAAGAGCUCUAUGCACAAGAUAAAAAAGUAGGUUGCCCCAAACCACGCUGGCAGAAAUGCCAGUAUUGAAAAAUGUAUGCUGGUAAUCGGUACUGCUUGCCUUCCUGUGAUCUGUGUGAACACUGGCAAGCACUUCCCUGCUGAUGGCAGUCAGUUCUUCCUUGGGCUGUGGCAUGUCUGUGCUUUGGGGAAAGGAGGCAUCAGCGGUAUUGAGAGAUGUGCAGCAGGACAAACAGCACAGUGACCAAACUCAGCACUGCUUGGGCAGACGCAAAAGGCUCCAGCACAAGCUUUCAACGUGUGUGGUGUUCUGAAGCAAGGAGGUUAUCUCUAGGAUAAUGUGAUUUUAGAAUCUGUAUCCAAACUUCCCCAAGUUUACAGGAAAAAAAACAUCCCCUUGUUUUCUCAGCAGUGAAUAUUUGUGAAUGUCUCAAGUUUGACGGUAAGGAGUCAGCCCCCCAAACCACCAGAAAGCUGUAUUGGUUAAGGGGAAAUGCAACGAUGUUCAGGCUGAGCCCUCCCCCCAUCUUUCACUCUUCCUUUCCAGGGCUCAGAGCGGUCUCAAACCAGAGGCACGUGUGACAGCUGUGCUUCACUGAGUUGUAGGUUCCCAGGUGGGAUAGGGCUAACUUUGAGAACCCAAACAUCCAGCAGAGAUCACGUCCCUCCCUGAAGGACUGGAGGAAGCCUUCUGCAGGCCUUGGGGUGCAGCUGCAAGCAGUUGCUGUCCUGCACGUGUUACCUCUGUGUUCUCUUUGAGAGAAGAUGAAGGUGCUGCUGGGCCUGGCUCUGAUGCUGACAUUACUGGGGAGGAGCAGCAGCUUGGCUGGAUGGGUGUUCACAGAGCCCUGGCUCCACGCUAGCGCUGGGGAUUCCGUCCUGCUGCGCUGCCUCUUCCAAGACCCGGAGGCCACAGGCUGGACGGUGACCAAAGUGGACUGGCUGCGCGUGCCAGUGGCUGGCAAACAGAAGGAGGAGAUGGUAUUUUAUUACUACAGCAACUCUAGCGUCCCUGUGGGCCGUUUCCAAGACCGGGUGCGGUGGCAGGGAGACGUUUCGUGCUGGGAUGGCUCUAUCCAGCUGCAGGAUGUGCAGGUGAAUGACAGUGGCAAGUACACGUGUGAGAUCCGUCUGUUUCAGCACGGCAGCAUCUUCAAGAACCACACGAUGCUGCGUGUCAGCCCUGCAACACAGAGAGAUAGAGGAGCAGAAAGUGCCCAAGUCCUGGGGCGCACUGGAGUUUGGGCUGUGACCGUGUGCUGCAGCGCCGUGGCCGUGGUGCUGGCUUUCCUGGCAGGACUCAACCUGAGGAAGAGGUCCGCAGCCACCACGGCCCUGGAGAGAGCCAGAAAUGAUGGCAGCAAGGACAAAGCCAAGGAAGGGCUUUACUCCUCGAUCCCUGAAGCUGAGGUGCCUAAGGCUAAUCAGGAUGCAGGGAAGAAGAGGAGAGCUGAGGAGACCUACAUCACCAUGCAUCCCUCCAUCCUCCAUGAGAAUGGCAUCUACGUGGAGCUGACCAGGGGGGUGAUCCCAGCAGAGUGGAUGGCAGAAGGCAGACGGGAUGGUGGGCACAGCGAGCAGCCCUACAGCCAACCCCAGGAGGAACUUCCUCGUGUCCCAGAGAGGGGGAAAUAGCCACUCUGGGGCUGUAAACCCCUUAGCCAGCAGCUACGCGCAAGACUUCUUUGCUCCUUUGGCUGGUCACUGUUAAGCUGAUGUCAGCCUUUAACUGAUGUUUCCAUCCCGAACUGCUGCUGGGACGUGGCUUACCUGGCAUCUGCAAGGUGACCUGGGGAGAUGUCCCCUCUGGAUCCCUUCUCCCUGGUCUCCAGAAAGGGACACAGAGGGCAUAGUCCCCACUUUCCAGCGCUUUUCCCCCUGGCCAACUCCAGGACUGGAAAUAAUGAGAAGAGCCUGGCUGGGGAGGAAAAGGGGGGGGUGAGUGCAGCCGUGCAGUGGAAUCUUCUGCAGUUAAUAAAACUCAGCGAGGCCCAGG